Aspergillus japonicus CBS 114.51 is the source of this 276-nucleotide messenger RNA. RefSeq lists its product as uncharacterized. Bases 1 to 276 code for a protein of 91 amino acids. Lineage: Eukaryota; Fungi; Ascomycota; Eurotiomycetes; Eurotiales; Aspergillaceae. The record is from RefSeq and is a predicted model, not a curated record. The transcript is spliced from 2 exons.
AUGGAAUCCAACCCCCGCAAACUCUCGGGCUCCUACCACCUCACCGGCGCCGACAUCGUCGAGUCGAUCGACGAUCUCGGCUCCGACGGCCGCUGGGAGGAGCUGACCGCCAAGCGCGCGGCCCACCAGUCCGCCGACAUGCCGCAGAUGCAGGGCGGCGAGCGCACCGGCUUCACCGGUAAUAAGGUGCCCGACCGGGCGCAGUCGUUCCGGCCGUAUGAUCCGAAGGGACCGAUGGGUGCCGAGCAGAGCGAGGAUAUUCAUCCUCAUGAGUAA